Molecule: messenger RNA, 2853 nt
Organism: Tigriopus californicus
Lineage: Eukaryota; Metazoa; Arthropoda; Copepoda; Harpacticoida; Harpacticidae
Exons: 4
Coding region: 1459-2430 (323 amino acids)
Molecular function (GO): protein binding
Source: RefSeq, a predicted model, not a curated record
UGAGGCGUGUCAUCUUUCCGGAACAACUAAUGCUGAGACGACGGCCUAGAAAAGAGCCUCCCCCCCUUUCCUGGUCCAAGUACAUUUCGCCCUAAUCUGUUCCCAUUUUUGAAACCACGAAGGCUUCAAUAGUUCCCCAGUCUCUUUGACGAGGGCCAGAGGUUGGAACCGUCUUGAAAACUUGGAAUAAACUUGACGGUUCCAGAGCAAAGAUAAGUCUUCGCCGCGUUUGGAAGAGGUUCUGGUCGUCAUGAGUGUGAGCAUAUGUUGAGCAGUAAGUAAAAGUUCUCUUGUCUUGCCCGUAAAGUGGAACAACGACCUUCAGCGACCACCAACUAACCAAACAACCAACAUUUCGAGAGGUGCAAUUUUCCACUUCGUUCAUUGUCUGCACUCGUCAAAGAACGACGAAAAGCGAGAGGACCAGUGGUUAGUGCCAUUUUUCGUAUCUCCAUCGAAGAGCUGGCUCACGUGGAAGGUUUACGUCAUGGAUAUGUGGGUCAUUUGAUCGAGGGUCGCCGGUUCGAUUCUCAAUUACUUCAUAGCUAUUGUGCUCAUCCCAGUGCGAGUGAAUCGGGAGAUCAGGCCAUGUUCCACACAGAAAUUGGCUCCACCAGAAGAUUUUUAUCGGCCGAGGAACGGUUUUUGUCACGUGAUGACGAAAUGGAACCAACAUGGAGACAACGCGACAGUGUCUCAAACACUGGAUCAGGUUCGAGCUCACCUCGUGUAGGGAUCAUCCGACAAGGUAAAAACGACCCAGUGGAUCCGUUGCAAUAUGAUCCAUGGCCUGAGAAGCGGACGGUUCAGAAAAUAUUGGCAAAAAUUGAAGUGCACGCAGCCGAAAAUCAACCCGAGAACUGGAACAAGGCUAGAUCCGUGGUGAGAAAGAACAAAUGGCCAGACGUGGGAAAUUCGGCUGGUAAAAUAUCAUUGGUGUCGCAUGUGGCGAGUGUUCAGCAACGAAAAAGAGACAUUGAGAGUAGCCGUGGGAAAUUGAAAUCCAAAUCAUCUGAUAGACUCUUCAAGGGAUCGAGCUUGAGUACCGUGACCAAAGCGAAGAAUGAUCCAAGAUACAAUUCAGAUUCUUCCUUGUAUCAAGCAAACAAUGGAUUGCAAAUGUUUUGUGAACCCUGUGCCACCGAAGCGAAAGAUCUCUAUCAAGAGUUAGAUGAUCCAUCCGACUCAAGAAACAUGUCUGUAAACGAAGACACUUUAGACAAACCCACCAACCCCGAUUCAAACAAAGUCCCAAGUAUUAGAACCCUGUUGAUGAUGAAACGGGCUGCCAAGCGGAAAGAACUAGUCAAAGCUUCAUCCGGUUAUGUGUACAAUAACAGUGCCAAACCCUAACAAAAGGCAACACUUCUUUGGGACGAAGGGGAUCUUCCCGAAUUUGGGCUGGACCUGCCAGACGGUGGACCCACGGCUUUUCAAUGGAAGGGCGUGGAAUGCCUUAUGAAUGGUCUCUCUGGGGACCAACUCACCCGGCAAUUGAUAUCCCUUCACAGAGUCAUCAACAGCAAAGAUCGUCAUUCCUUGGCACAAAUGGUUAAAACCGUCGCAGAUCUGGAUCUUACGCUUCCCUUAAGAGGUGUGACGGCAUUAUCUUUAUCUCUAUUCAUUCGGCAACCUGCCAUCACCAAAGAUCUGCUCACCUAUCUACAUCGGUUGGGGCAAUUAUCUCGAGCGAUCAAUAUGACCUCUGUGGAUAACACUCAUCGUCGAGAGACUCCUUUGAUCACAGCGGCUCGAACCGGUCAAAGUGAAAGUGUGGAGUUGCUUCUCCUUUAUAAGGAUAUCUUGGACUUGGAAUCGAAAGAUGGCGAAGGUCGGACGGCCAUUUGGAAUGCUGUGAGGGAGGAGAACUUUGGGAUUGUCAUGCAACUGGUCGAGAACGGAGCUCGAAUCCAUUACGAUAAUGGUGAUCUCUCAUGUCCGUUGCAACUGGCAUGCAAAACGCACUUGUUGAAAGCUAGGGGCAAGCAAAUUGUCCGAUAUCUCGUGAGUCAUGGUGCCAAUUUGGAGUUUGUUGAUCACGCCCUCAGGAACGCGCUUUAUUGGGCCAUUUACCAUUCAUGCGGAGAAACGGCCGUGUUCUUAUUGAAGGCUGGGAUCAAAGUGAAGCCUUGGUUGUGGCUUGGGGACGAUGCAUUGCCAAAUUCCGUCCUCGAGGACAAGGCGAACUUGAGCCUAAUUCGGACUGUUCGGUCCGAACCUCGGGAACUAAAGAUCCUGGCCAGGACUGUGGUGAGGAAUUGGCUGAUUUCCCAAGCCAAUUCACGAUCCAUUUAUCCUCGGAUAGACAGUUUGUCCUUAGGGGAGAAGGGCAGAGCCUUACUUCGUUUGGACGAGAUCCUGAAUUUAAAAAUCCGUAGUAGUGGCACGACAGCAACUGCCGGUGGAACUGGCAAAACACGAGCAAAAUAAUGCUUGGAAAUAGAUGAAGAUUAGGCGUACAUUUGGCUCUAAAUUUUAGGCCUGGAAACCCCUUUCAAAAGGAGGUAUUGAGACACCUCUUUCGAUUUCGUGAUCUAAUUUGGGCUUCAAUGGCGUUAAUUGGGAUUUAUGGCUAGUAAAUCAACAUUGUUUCCUUUUCUCCGUCGUGUUAUGGUUCAGUUUUAGUGGGUCUAAAAAUACGCUUUGAUGACGCUUUUGAGGCUUACUCAUUCAUCUUCUCAUAUUAGUUUGACAAAUGCGAGGUUUUAAAUCAGAAAUAGAAGGCCAAAAGAAGGCCGACGGACAUGUGUAGUAAAAGUAUUACCUUCAGUAAUUUUCGAAAAGUUAUAGGCUUAUUAAUCCGGUUUGUGCGGCCUUAUUUUGUGAGUUUGUCGUGCCUCAAAUAAAAUACAA